This is a messenger RNA of Boeremia exigua, 957 nucleotides long. RefSeq names its product ubiquitin-conjugating enzyme/RWD-like protein. Gene Ontology annotation, molecular function: ubiquitin conjugating enzyme activity. Gene Ontology annotation, biological process: proteasome-mediated ubiquitin-dependent protein catabolic process; protein polyubiquitination. The transcript is spliced from 3 exons. The record is from RefSeq and is a predicted model, not a curated record. The coding region runs from base 96 to 770 and encodes 224 amino acids. Lineage: Eukaryota; Fungi; Ascomycota; Dothideomycetes; Pleosporales; Didymellaceae.
UUGCCCCCCACCUAUCUACGCCGACACCCUACCCUUCCUGCUUGCAUCACAAGACUAGAGCCCCGGUUACUCAGCUCCCCGCGAGAGAAGACAUCAUGGCGGACGCUGCGCAGCGAGUGCUUAUGAACGAGUUCAAGGCUCUGAGUAAGGAGACCUGGACUAAUAUCGAGUUGAUGAACGACAACGUCUUUGAGUGGAGUGUCGCUCUCAUCGUUCUCAACCCCGACUCCCUCUACUACGGUGGCUAUUUCAAAGCGAAAAUGACCUUUCCCCGCAAUUACCCUCAUUCUCCGCCUGACUUCCGGUUCGCACGACCCCUCUACCACCCCAACAUCUACCCCGACGGCCGUCUCUGCAUAUCGAUCCUACACCCCCCUGGCGACGACGAAAUGUCGGGCGAGCUCGCCGCAGAGCGGUGGUCGCCCGUGCAGCGCGCCGAGACGGUUCUCCUCUCCAUCCUGUCCCUCCUCGACGACGCCGAGACUUCAUCGCCCGCCAAUGUCGACGCCGGCGUUAUGCUGCGCAACCAGCCCGAGCAAUACAAAGCAAUGGUCACGAAAGAUACCGAGGCCUCGAAGGCGGAUAUUCCGGCGGACUUCGUCAUGCCCACACACGAGACGGCCUGGAAGCGCAAGGAGGAGGAGGGCGACUUCGAGAUGAGCUGGGAAGAUAGUGAUGUUGAGAGCUUUGGCGGCAGCGAGAGCGAUUUCGACGAGGAGAUGGACUCUGACUUCGAGGGCGACGAGGACGAGGACGAGGAUGACAAAUGAGCCGUUAUGGAGCUGAGCUCUCAUCUCGUUCGUUCUUGUUUAUUCGUUUCAGGGUGUCCAAUAGCGCGGCGUUCGGUCUCAUAUUGUCUCACGGGCUCGGGAAGAAUCAGGCAUGUAUCUGUCUCGGCUACGGCGUCAUUUUGCAUUGCAUUGGGGGCGUCUAUGGGUUUGCCUCACUGGUUCCUGC